CUGACAGCCAACGCCACAGCCGAGCUGAUAAUGGCUGCAGUUGAGGUGGCACUUUCUGGGCGCCGUGUUGUUUGGACUCGCUUCAAACUGCCGUGAACACCCCUCACGUCCGCGGCGGAGGAGACGGGCUUCAACUGAAAGGCCGUCGCCUGAGGUUUCAGCCGUUUGGCGGGGAUAUAAUGUCGCUUCAGCCGCUUGUCUUUACAAAUUCCUCCAGGCGAACCGUCAGCUGUUAUUAGCCGGGUCCGUGCUAAAUGAGCGUCUCUCCGCCCGGAUACACACUUUGUCGCUGAAGAUUAAAAGUGGAUUUUGAAGUUAACAGCGAUUUCACAGCUGAACUGGAUGACCAAGCUAACCUUAGCACUGUUCGACUCAAAGCUAGGCUAAGCUAACUCCGCCUCGUCCUCCUCGGCCCUGCUUUGCUUUGUUUUUGUUUGUUGUUUUUUUGUUUUUUUUACCCCCCACCUGAAAGAUGUCAUCGUGGCUGGGUGGACUGGGCUCCGGCCUGGGUCAGUCUCUGGGCCAGGUCGGCGGGAGCCUGUCCUCUUUCACCGGACAGAUAUCAAACUUCACCAAAGACAUGUUACUGGAAGGGGUGGAAGAAGUCGGAGACGCUGCCACAGAACUGCAGGUGUCCAAUUCCAAGUUGGCUGAAGUCGAGGCCUCGUUUUCAACGCAGAAAUCUGAGUAUGACAGAUUAAGAAAGCUCCACGCAGAGCUGGAGGAGAAGCUGGAGGCUUCGGAGAUCCAGAUUAAACGACAGUCUGCAGAGUACAGAUCUCUUCUGCAACAGAAAGAUGUUGAGAUCAGUCACCUGAAAGCUCGGCAGAGUGGACUCCAGGAAGAAGUCCACAAGCUGCAGCACUCGGCCCAGUCUGCCUCCAUCGGCGCCGCGGUGCUGCCCGUCACCACUACUUCCUCCACCACUACCUCCUCUUCUGCUUCGUCUUACCUGUCGCGGCCCUCGGGGGCCAAUCAGGGCUUCCACAGCGACGACAUGGACCUCAGCGACGUCAUCUGGUCGCAGCAGGAGAUCAACCGGCUGUCGACGGAGGUCAUGCGUCUGGAGGCGGAGGUGGCACAUUGGAGGAGAAUGUCUCAGGCAUCAACGGCGGCAGGAGCCGGUAACGGCGACCAGGGUGAGAUUCUCAAACUUCAAAGGACUAUUAAGGAGCUGCGAGAGGAGAUGAGUCGUGAGGUGGACGAACACCAGCACGAGCUGACGGCUCUGCAGGACGCCCAGCGGCAGAAGAUGGCCGACGUCACCCGGCGACACAGGGAGGAGCUGGCAGAGUACGAGGAGAGGAUAGAGGAGCUGGAGGAGCAGAUUCACAGCGGUGGUCAAAGCAGUUCCUCAUCAGACGCCUCCAAGCUGCCUGAACUCCAGAGAAGCGUACGGUCCCUGCAGGAGGAAGCGGAGCAGCGGGAGAAGCAGCUGGCCGAGCUGUCCGCCGGCCUGGAGGAGGCGCAGAGGAAGCAGGCCGAGCUGCAGGCGGAGAAGGAUGAAGCUCAGGAGGAAAACGCCGGGCUGCUGCAGAACUACAUGCGGCUGCAGGCGUCUGUCGCUGAGCUGCAGACGCGAGUACAAGAGCAGGAGGGGAAGGCCGUGCAGAAAGCCCAGCUAGACCACGAGAUCCAAGUGCUGAGACAAAACCUCACAGCUGCAGAGAAAGAAAUAGAGAGACUGAAAAACCUGGCUGAAGCAGAACCAAAGGAAGAAGUGGAGCAUGCAGACAUCUUAGAACUGAACACCAUUAUUGGAGCGUUGAGACAAGAAAAGGAGGUCCUAGAACAAGACAAGUUGAAUCUGCAAGAAAGACUUAAAGUGGCCGAGGAACAAACAGUCGAUUCUGGAGAGUCGGAGUUGGAGGAGGAUCUGAGGGUGGAGCUGGAGAGGAGAGAAAAGGCCCUGAGAGCCACUGAGGAGGAACGAGACACUCUGAUGUCUGAGCUGGAAGAACUGGACCGGCAGAACCAAGAGGCAACACAGCACAUGAUCUCGGUGAAGGAGCAGCUCUCUGGACAGCUGAGGGAAGCGGAGGCAGAGCUGACGAGACUGACUGCAGAGCUCAACGCAACCAACGACCAGAAAAGGAACCUGGAGCAAGAGGUGGAAACACAAAAGGAGAAAGCGAGCCAGAGCGCGUUCACCCUUAACGACCUUCACAUGGGCAAACAGCAGUUGGAACGCACGGCGAAGGAGCUGAAAGACAAACUGGGACAUGCACAGGAGCAGAGCAGGGAGGCGCGUCGAGAGAUCACAGAGCUGAAGAGGAGUUUGCAGGAGAAGGAGGAGCUGUUAUCUGCUGCUCCAACAGAGCUGGAUCAGGCUGGGGACAGAGGAACUGAAGCGCAGGGAACGAAAGCGGAGCUAGCAAGGAAGGAAAGGGAGUUGUCAGACCUCAGGAGAGAUCUGGAUGAGAUGAGGAGCUCUCAGGAGCAGGUGAUGUCCGCGGACUAUGAGAUGAAGAUAGAGAACAGGAGGUUGAAGGCGGAGAGCGAGGAGGCUCUGGGUAAAGUCGAGGAAGUGACCAAGCAGAUGAGGGACAGCCAGGCGGCUCUGAACAGAACGGUGAGGGAGAAGGAGACUCGCAUCGAAGCUCUGAAGCUGGAGAAGAACCAGCUGGACGGCGAACUGAGGCAGAGCGAGCGGACGCUGGCCGAACAGGCGAAACAGUUCCAGCAGACCAUCGAUGAGCUGACUCGAGCUCGCUCCAUGGACGCCUCCGCUUUACAGACGGAGCACGAAUGCACCAUCAAGCUCAACCAGGAGAAAGACAUGGAGAUCGCUCAGCUGAAGAGAGACAUGGAGCAGUUGGCGUCCGAUCACAGAGACACCAACGAGAUGCUUUCAAUCACAGUCGCAGGACAGAAGCAGCUGACGGAUCUGCUGCAGGAGAAGGACGUCUUCAUGGACACUUUAAAACAAAAUGCUGCCGAUCUACAGACGGAGAUGGAGAACAGCAUCUCAGUCGUGACCAAAGACGCAGAAGCUCUCAGGCAGGCACUAGAGGAGAAGGACAAGCAGCUGGGGGGCAUGAAGGAGGAGAACAGCCAUUUGAAAGAGGAGAUUGAUCGACUCAGAGAUCAGCAGAGCAGACCUCAACCUCUGGCUGAGCCCAGGACCCUGGACAUUAUCACGGAGCUGGAGACAGAGAUCACCCAGCUCAAGUCCUCCAGGAAUGUUCUGGAAGAAGAGGUCCAAACUCUGAGGAGAACCGUGGAGGAGCAGCAGGCCUCUCUCCUCCGGUCGCACGAGUCCCUCCAGGCUCAACAGAGCGAGCUCGAACAGGCUCACGCUCGCCAUCAGCAGACCACUCUCAACUACGACACGCUCAUCCACGCCAGAGAUGAGGAGAUAGCUCGCCUCCAGCAGACGAUGGAUCGGCUCAGUGUGAGCCAGGGCCGCGCUGACUCUCCGCAGGGCGAGGUCAUCCUGCAGGAGGACAAGACCCAGACUCUCAACCAGGAGAACGGCAACGAGAAACACGACCUGUCAAAGGUAGAGAUAGAAAAACUGGUGAGAGGCAUCAAGGAGAAAGAGACUGAGAUCAGCCAGCUGAACGAGAAGAACCUGUCAUUGACCAAACAGCUGGAUCAGCUGGUGGUGUCCCGCGAUGAAGUGGGUAAACUGUCCCAGGUGAUCCUGCAGAAGGAUCUGGAGAUCCAGGCACUUCACGCCAGAGUCUCCAUGGGCGGAGCUGGCGGACUCAGCCAGGACGUCCUGUUCCUGCAGCAGCAGAUGCAGGCGUACGCCGUGGAGAGAGAGCAAGUGCUAGCCGUGCUCAACGAGAAGACCAGAGAGAACAGCCAGCUUCGCUCCGACUACCACCGCCUCAUGGACAUCAUGGCGGGGAAGGAAGCGGCUCUGUUGAAGCUUCAGCAGGAGAAUCAGCGCCUCUCCAACAUGAGCGACCCCUCAGGAAGCCACGAGAUGUUCAAGGAGACCAUCCAGAACCUGUCGCGCAUCAUCAGGGAGAAGGACAUCGAGAUCGACGCGUUGACUCAGAAGUGCCAAACCCUGGUGACCGUCCUGCAGUCGUCAGGAGGAGAGCCCGGUUCUGGCUCCGGAGGCGUCAGCAGCAACCAGUUUGAGGAGCUGCUGCAGGAGAGGGACACGCUGAAGCAGCAGGUGAAGAAGAUGGAGGAGUGGAAGCAGCAGGUGAUCACAACAGUGAAGAACAUGCAGCACGAGUCGGCGCAGCUGCAGGAGGAGCUGAUCAAACUGCAGGGUCAGGUCUCUGCCGAUAGCGACUGCAGCUCCAAGCUGUCGGUGGACUACACUCGACUGAUCCAGAGCUACGAGCAGAAGGAGAGGAGGCUGGGAAGUCUGAGUCAGGAACUGGCACAUGUCCAGCAGACCAUCACCCAGCUCAGCUCCACCAAGGACGUCCUGCUGGGCAAACUGGACAGCGUGGCACAGACGCCGGAUGUUGUAAUUGCUCAGUCUGGCGAACCUCCUCUCGCAGCUGACGCUCCCAGCCGCCAGUCGGCUUCACCCGUAAACAACGAGAAGCUGCAGGAAGAAGUCGUACGACUGCGAGGACAGCUGGCCGAGAAGGAAAACACGGUCAGGACCCUCCAGGAGAACAACCACCGGCUCUCCAACUCGGCGUCCGCCUCAGAGAACGAGCAGAGGAGUCAGGCCGAGGAGGUCCGGCAGAUCAGAGAGAGGCUUGACGCCCAGCAGAGAUCGGUGAGGGAGAAAGACCUGCUCAUCAAAACCAAAGGAGACCAGCUCAUCCAGGUCAGCGAGGCGCUACGCAACCGCGAGAAUGACAACGAGGUGCUGAAGCAGGCCGUCACCAACCUGAAGGAGCGUGCUCUCAUCCUGGAAAUGGACGUGAAGAAGCUGAAGGAGGAGAACGAGCUCGUCGCCGCACGCUCCCGAGAAAAAGAGUCGGAGUUCAGAGCGCUGCAGGAAACCAACAUGCAGGUUUCCCUCCUCCUCAGGGAGAAGGAGUUCGAGCUGAGUGCAGUGAGUGAGAAGUCUGCGACUGUGGAGAGGAUGCUCAAGGACAAAGAGCAGGGGAAGUCUGGUGAGCUGAAUCAGCUCCUGAACGAACUGAAGUCCAUGCAGGAGAAAGCUGUGGCGUUCCAGCAGGAGAGGGAUCAGGUGAUGAUGGCGCUCAAGCAGAAACAAAUGGAGACCACCGCGGUGCAGACUGAGCUUCAGCACACGAGGGACAAAGAACAGCGUCUCAACUUGGAGCUGGAGCGGUUGCGCAAUCACCUCCUGGAGAUCGAGGACUCGUACACGAGAGAAGCUCUGGCCGCUGAAGACAGGGAGACCGAGCUACGAAGGAGGGUGGCGAUGCUGGACGAGAAACUGGCGACCUCCUCGAGCGCGGUGGAGAAAUCCAGCCAACAGGCGACCAUGCAGGUGGAGUCUCUGCAGGAGCAGCUGAGCGGAGCGGUGAAGCAGCGGGACGACCUGCUCGCACAACUCCGAACGUCCCAGGAGCAGGUCAGCCAGUACGCAGUGUCGCUCUCCAACCUGCAGAUGGUGCUAGAGCAGUUUCAACAAGAGGAGAAAGCCAUGUACUCGGCUGAGCUCGAGAAGCACAAGAGAGAGAAGGAGGAGUGGAGGAGAAAGGCUGUGAAGCUGGAGGACCAGGCGUCUGCCCUGCAGAUGAACCUCGACGAGGCCAACGCCGCUCUGGAUUCAGCGUCUCGCCUCACCGACCAGCUCGAUCUGAAGGAGGAGCAGAUUGAGGAGCUGAAAACACAAGUGGAUGUGAGGCAGGAGAUGUUGGAGGAGGCGCAGAGGAAGCUGAUGAACCUUCUGAACAGCACAGAGGGGAAAAUAGACAAAGUCCUGAUGCGUAACCUGUUCUUGGGAUACUUCCACACACCUAAAACCAAGCGCGCCGACGUGCUGAGGCUCAUGGGAAGUGUCCUGGGCCUGAGCCGAGAAGACGUCGAUAAGAUGUUGGAGGACGACGGGCGGCACGGUGUUACCGGGUGGAUGUCGACCUGGCUGGGAGGCCGAGGAGCGCAAAGUGUCCCAAACACUCCGCAGAGGCCGACCAGCGGCCAAGGGCUCAACUCGUCCUUCUCAGAGAUGUUUGUGAAGUUCCUGGAGAUGGAGUCGACCCCCUCCCUUCCCGCACCGAGGCUUCCAGUCCACGACAUUAAGCCUCUGAGCGCCCCGCCUCCCAGAAGAACCAGCAGCGCCGCUUCCAGCACCACCGCAGGAGCCGCAGCAGCCAGCAAGAGAGCCGGCGAGUCCAAUCCUUUCCUGGCCCCUCGCUCGGCGGCGGUGCCUCUGCUCGCCGGUUCCAGCUCCGGCGGCUCGGGAGGUCACCUGCUGAUGAAGCCCAUCUCUGACGCCCUGCCCUCCUUCACACCUGUGCCAGUCUCAGCCGAAGCCAGCGCUGGAGCCGUGCUCAAAGACUUGUUAAAGCAGUGAGCGGUGGCGUGCCAGUUAGACGUCUUAAUUCAUCCAACAUGAGUUUUACACUACACAGACUGAGAUAUUUGAGCAGGUCUGAGACUUAAUUGCUGCUCUUUUUUAAUUUCCUGCCAAAAUAAAUGGUCAGAUAAAUUAUAGAGGCUUAAUAUUCCCUCUUUUGGGAUUGAAACUUUAGGUUUUUUUUUUAAGAUUCAGCCGUACUUGCAAUUACUGUUCUAUGCAACAGAGUCUCCCUUUACGCAUCAGUAGAAGUGUUUCAUAUUCAGCAUUACUGUUAGGUGUUAAACCGCCAGUUGGAAAUGAUCAAUGAAAUGAUUCCAGGUGCAAAAAGGAGACGGACUGAGAACGUUUUCAAGAUGUGGCUCAGUCAGAGCGAGUAGAGAAGUAGAUCUUCAUAGAAACUGUCUUUCACAUUGUGAGCGACUUCUUCUCUUUAUUCAUCGCACCAGUUCUGAACACAAGUGACCUUGUAAAACUCGCUGUGUGCAGUUCAGUACGUGUGAGUGAAGUCCGAUCGUCGCCUCUGUUUGCGAGAGGAAACACCUCGUGUCCUUCACUUUUCAUCCUUUCUUUUUAUUUUCUUGUCUGUAUGAGUUUGUUUUUUUUUUUUAAUUCUUUUCAACAAUGCAGUGAACUGUUUCUGAUCCAGGACUUUCCUAAAAAACAACCUCUCUGGCAGCAGCUGCGUGGAGAUUUAUGUGGUUCAGUACAUCUGUUCAAACCAUAAGGACAUUUUUUUGCUAAAUCUUGUCUUCUCCAGACAGACAGACUGUGAUAUGCAACAAGCGUUGUAAUUAUGGCUGUAACUGCUGACUGUGGUUGAUCAGAGGCUGGACUGCUCCUAUGUUUAAGUACAGUACUAUUAUAUAGAUAUAUAUAAAUAUAUAUAUGUAAAUGGGUGGCGUUUUUUUUUUUUUUCUCCUAUUUAUAGGCACUGAGGAAGUUCUGGAAGUAAAGUGCCUGCAUUUUUUUGCUAAUUAGAUAAUUGUAUAAUCAGGAUUGUAAAUGGUUAAUAUAAAUAUAUAUAUUUACAAAAUGUAAAAACUGCACAUUUAAAACGUUUUACCUGAGCAGAGCUCGCGCAGCGGAGGUGGAGCCGCUCUGCAUUUUUGUAUAGACAUCAAUCAGCCGCCGCAGAAGGAAUGUUACAGGGUUUCUCCAGGUGUACUGACAACAUGUAUAGACUGUAAAUCCUCACUGUAAAAGAAGAGUUUUUUGUAGACGUCACAUCUGGAGGCGGAGGUGUCGAACAGGAGUUGGAUUACCUUGAACUUGGAUGAUCUUUGGCCGCGGUUAGUCCCCGUGACUUAAUUGGAAUUUCAAAUCAAAUAAAGGUACUGCUGACCCCCCC
This is a messenger RNA of Seriola aureovittata, 7766 nucleotides long. RefSeq names its product thyroid hormone receptor interactor 11 (gene trip11). Gene Ontology annotation, molecular function: small GTPase binding. Gene Ontology annotation, cellular component: Golgi apparatus. Bases 473 to 6412 code for a protein of 1979 amino acids. Gene Ontology annotation, biological process: endoplasmic reticulum to Golgi vesicle-mediated transport; Golgi organization. The record is from RefSeq and is a predicted model, not a curated record. Lineage: Eukaryota; Metazoa; Chordata; Actinopteri; Carangiformes; Carangidae. The transcript has 21 exons.